Molecule: messenger RNA, 4629 nt
Organism: Closterium sp. Naga37s-1
Lineage: Eukaryota; Viridiplantae; Streptophyta; Zygnematophyceae; Desmidiales; Closteriaceae
Source: the annotation of a GenBank genome assembly
AUGACGGACCGCGGAAAUGAUAAGGUCGUCGCAAACGACGAUGAUGCUGACGUCAUCAUGGCUCCUGAUGUUCGAUUGGCUCCAGAGCUCGCGUACAUCCUCCCCCCUCCCCCUGAGGACCAACCCACACCAGAUACCACCUCCCCCUCUCCCUCCUCCCCUCCCUACCUCCUCCUCGUCGCCCCCGGCGGCUUCAUCCCCGCUCUCUCCUACCUCCCUGUCAUCCGCGCUAUAAGAUCCGCUGCCCCCUCCUCUCUACGCACGCGCCUGUGGGUGGCCGUACUGAAGGAAAUUACCGCAUUGGAUCCCGAGAAAGGGAGAGCGUGGGCGCGGGACGGGUAUGAGGCGGCGGUAGCAGCGAUAAAGGAGAUGGGUGCGGAUGUGACAAAUAGGGGCAGCACCUCGCGCGUGUUUGUGCUGGGACACAGCAUCGGAUCAUUUCUUAUGACAGCAGUGGUGCGAGAGAAAUGCCUGGCGCUCAUCAGCAUUGGAGCCUCACACAACAGCCUAGAGACCUCCUUCCUGCAAUUCCCAAGGCCCACGCUCACCAUUCUCGGUGACAGGGACGGCCAGGCUCCUCCCAUUGCUAUGGCACUGGCAGUCAAGGAGCUGGACCCUGGAUCCUCAGGUGCCCCAGGUGAUUUUUCAGGUGAUUCUUCAGGUGGUUCUUCUGUUGCUGCUGAUGCACCUGGCACGACAGCAGCAGCGCUGGGGCCACUGCUGUCCAUAGUGCAGAAACCGUUUGUGAUUAUAAAGGGCAUGAAUCAUGCGCAGGGGGGGAACGGGGUGGUGAACCGAGAGAGGGGUGACCUGGAGGCGUCUCAACCAAUCAAGGAGGUGCGGGAGGAGAUUGGGCGGCUGGUUUUGGCGUUUAUGCUGCUGCACCUGCACUCGGGGAACGGCUGGGCUCCGAUGCUGUUGGCGGGUAGGGAGGGGGUUAGUGGAGGAGUGGGAGGGGAGGGAGGGGAGGGAGGGGAGGGAGGGGAGGAGGAGCAUAUGGCUGAGACACAGCGUAGUGCGGUGAAGGUGCUGCAGGGGGCUGUGGAGUGGUCGUUGGAGUACCUGCGACCAGUGUGGAGGGCCCUGGAGAUGGAAAGGGGCGAGCCUCACCACGUGCUGGACGCCAUCCUCUCCCACGCAGGCCUCCCCACCACUCUCCCCUCACACACCAUCUUCCACGCCUUCCUGCCCGACUUCCUCCGGUCCAAGCCCGCCCUCCUCCUCGCCUCACAGGAAAGCCCGUUCCAAAGUAAUUCCUCUCUGGGGGGCUCCUCUCAGGACGGCUCCUCCUCGCCUUCUACCGUGCUGCAGUCUGCAUGGCUGCAAUCGCAGGGUAAGUUCUGGCCGUGCCAGCCGCACACCCUGUGGGUCAAGUGCAAGAGCGCUGCUGCUAUCAGGGAGGCUCUUGGCUUGGAGCUUGCUGGGGUAGAGGGAGACGCAGCAGUGACGCCUGUAGGAGCAGCAGGAACAGAAAAGCCCUCUCUUGAAGCGGCGUUUUCGGCAUGGGCGGCAGCGGCGCCAAUGGAAGUGCGCCACGUGGCGGCGUCGAUUAACGAGGCAGCGAUGCAGCGGGCUCUGGAGAUGGUGCACCCGCAUGCGAGAGAGAGGUAUGAGAGAGACGGGAAGAAGGUGGUGUUUGGGGAGGACAGGAUCGUGCCUAUCGAUCAGUGGAUCAAAUCUGAUGUGGAGUGGUCAUUUAAGGAGGGCAUGGAGGGAGAUAAGGGGGAUGAUAAGGAAGGAGGAGUAAUUGGAGGGAGAGGGGUUGUGGUGGUGAGGUCUCCUGUUUUGAUUACUGCUGAUGAGAUUCUUCCUGUGGAGUUGAAGGGGAGGUUUGGGGGAAUGCACUAUGUGAAGGUGAUCACUCUCGCAUACAUCCUUCCCCCUCCACCUGAGGCCCAACCCACACCAGAUACCACCUCCCCCUCUCCCUCCUCCCCUCCCUACCUCCUCCUGGUCGCCCCCGGCGUAUUCAUCCCCGCGCUCUCCUACCUCCCUCUCAUCCGCGCUAUAAGAUCCGCCGCUCCCUCCUCUCUACGCGCGCGCCUGUGGGCGGGCGUACUGAAGGAGAUCACAGUGUGUUGUGAAGGGGGGCCUGGGCCUGGGAGUGAAGAUGCUAGUCGGGCACAAGUGCUGAGUGAAGAUGCUAGUCGGGCACAAGUGCUGAGUGAAGAUGCUAGUCGGGCACAAGUGCUGAGUGAAGAUGCUAGUCGGGCACAAGUGCUGAGUGAAGAUGCUAGUCGGGCACAAGUGCUGAGUGAAGAUGCUAGUCGGGCACAAGUGCUGAGUGAAGAUGCUACAACCGACUCUCACACUGCCUGCCUCUGUUUCUCUCCCCCUCCCUCCCGCUUCACCUCCCCAUUCAGCGUGGGAGCGUUGCUCAUGACCUCAGUGGCUCCCCCCAUCACCAUGGCGCUAGCAGUCAAGGAGCUGGACCCUGGAUCCUCAGGUGCCUCUUCAGGUGAUUCUUCAGGUGGUUCUUCUGUUGCUGCUGCGCCUGGAAGCGCAACAGCAGCAGCGCUGGGGCCACUGCUGUCCAUAGUGCAGAAACCGUUUGUGAUUAUAAAGGGGAUGAAUCACGCGCAGGGGGGGAACGGGGUGGUGAACCGAGAGAGGGGCGACCUGGAGGCGUCUCGACCAAUCGAGGAGGUGCGGGAGGAGAUUGGGCGGCUGGUUUCGGCGUUUAUGCUUCUUCACCUGCACUCGGAGAACGGCUGGGCGCCGUUGCUGCUGGCGGGCGACAGAGGGUCGAGUGGUGGAGUGGGAGGGGAGGAAUUGGAGGAGAGUGCGGUGGCGCUGCUGCAGAGGGCAGUGGAGUGGUCGUUGGAGUACCUGCGACCAGUGUGGAAGGCCCUGGAGAUGGAAAAGGACGAGACUCACCAUGUGCUGGACGCCAUUCUCUCCCACGCAGGCCAUCCCCAGCCCCCUCCUCACACACCACCUUCCAUGCCUUCGUACCACACUCAACCCAUUCACGUUCCCCUCCUCUCCCACACCUUCCCACAGGACGCCAUUCUCUCCCACGCGGGCCUACCAACAUCGCUCCCCUCACACACCCUCGUCCAUGCCUUCUUACCAGACUUCAUCCGCUCCAAGCCUGCCCUCCUCGCCCCUCGGAAAGAAAAUAUUUCAGGCCCCUGCCAGGAGGGCUCCUCUCAGGAAGGCCCCUCACAGGAGGGCUCCACCCAAUUCUCCUCUCCUCCAACCGUGCUCCUCCUCCAGUCCGCAUGGUUGCAGUCUCAGGGUAAGCUCUGGCCAUGCCAGCCGCACACUCUGUGGGUCAAGUGCAAGAGCUCUGCUGCUAUUGGGGAGGCUCUUGGCUUGCAGCUUGCAGGAGCAGGGGGGAACGCAGCAGUGACGCUGGUGGCUCCAGCAGCAGCAGCUGCAGAAGUACCAGCAGCACCAGCAGCAGAAGAACCAGCAGCAGUGGAAACAGGAGUGAAAGCAGCAGCAGGAGUACCAGCAGCAGCAGCAGCAGGAGGAGCAGGGGCGGGAAUACCUUCUCUUAAAGCCGCGUUGAUGGCUUGGGCGGAAGCAGCGCCAAUGAGAGUGCGCCACGUGGCGGCGUCGAUCAACGAGGCGGCGAUGCAACGAGCUCUGGAGAUGGUGCACCCGCAUGCGAGAGAGAGGUACGAGCGAGAGGGGAAGAAAGUGGUGUUUGGGGCGGAUAAGAUAGUGCCAAGUGAUGUUUGGAUCGCAGCUGAUGUAGAGUGGUUGUCUGGGGAGGGAGAGGAGGGAACGGGGGGAGCAACGGAGGGAGGGAAGGGAGUCAAGCAGGGGAUGAAGGAGGGGGAUAAGGAGGAUGAUGAGGAAAGAGGUGCAGAUGGAGGGAGAGGGGUUGUGGUGGUGAGGUCGCCUGUUUUGAUUACUGCUGAUGAGAUUCUUCCCGCAGAGUUGAAGGAGAGGUUUGGGGGAAUGCACUAUGUGAAGGUGAUUACUGUAGCUCGUGCUAUGCAAUGGAUUAUGCUUGAUGCUUUUAGCAUUCGCGGAUCAGCAGGAGGAAUGCACGACGUGCCGCAGUGCACAAUCAUCGCGGCCGACACGUCAAAUAUAUGCUACCCUGCGUGUGCGCGUUGCACGCGCUCGCUGUCGGAGUACACGGUGAGGGGCCAGCAGGUCGCCACGUGGCGCCCGUGGCCGUGCAGCGAGUGCCAGCUGUCAGACCGCUCCGCGAAGCCGCUUGAGACCAUCGAGCGGCAGACACAUCUGUUCAAGCUCAAGCUGCUGCUGGUGCUACCAGGGGAAUCCCACCCAGUGUCCGGUGUGGCGUUUGACAAGGCAGCCCAGCCGCUCAUAGGCUGCACCGGAUGCCAGUGGACCGCCUUUGUUCGCAAAUACCCCCAUGCAGCAUGCGUGCUCUCGGAGCUGCUGUGUGGCAUGGCAUGCCGCGUGCAGAUGAGGGACGCCGUGCGGGGCACUGGCCAGGAGAUAAGGCUCGCUCGCAUCGUCCCACUCCCACUCUCACACACACCACACUCCUCUGCUCUCCCGACGCACUCGCUCCCACACACCACGGGAGCGUCUAGGCUGCCAUUGCCUUUUGCACAGCUUCAGCUGGUGUUUGGGGAGGCCGAGCAGGGUGGAUGGGGGCAGGGUAGCGGGGGACAGGGUGGAAGGGGGCCGCACAUGUGA